AUUUCGUGACAUAUAGUAAACACACCCUACAAUCAAAACAAACUACCUACUUGUACAGAAUUUCAAAAAAAACGCUUUUUUCUGAUAUAUUUAUUUACUUAAAUAAUCUCUAUAUAAAAUGUAUUCCAUAAUAUACAAUACGAGUUUAUUUUCCCUAGUGAUCCUUAGCCUUCUACCGUUCAGUGAGUCAGUGCGAUGUUAUCAGUGCAGCACAUCCGAAGAAAAAAAAGGACAAGAUCAGUGCGGGGCUUAUAGAAAAUUCGACAAAAGAAACCAUAUAGCCAUAGAUUGUCACAGUGAUGAGAGCCACAUGCCCGGCACCUUUUGUAUGAAAGUCACCCAGCAAAGCCCCAAAGGAUUCAUUUGGGAUGGUAGGUGGCGCCAAGUAAUUCGCCGUUGUGCCUCUGUAGCAGAAACGGGAGUCACUGGAGUCUGCAAUUGGGGAGUCUACGAUAACGGUGUCUACUGGGAGGAAUGUUACUGUUCUGAGGACGAGUGCAAUUCUGCCUCUUUUUGUAAAUUAUCAGCGGUUCUAGUGGGAAUUAUUGCUGUAUUUAGGUUAGUUUUGUGACCAUUUGUUAGGUGAUAGUUUUAGGAAUCUCAGACUUAAAGUGUACAUUGACUUUUUGGUCCCUAUUAAGGCUCCCAUGAACUUUUAGGGGUCAAACUAUUAAUGAUAUGUACAUUUUUAAAGUAAUUAUUGUUUUGUUGUGUUCUUUUUUUAUACUUAGUUACUCAUAAGCUCCAAAGUAAGACCUCAAGGUACAAUUAUUGUCCACAUUAGAAUAGAUUUAUUUCUUAAAGUGAAUAUAGUGUAAAUUAGUCCGUCCAUAUACAUUGUACUUAUACUGAAUAAAUAAUUUUUUACAUAUUUUAA
Molecule: messenger RNA, 877 nt
Organism: Anthonomus grandis grandis
Lineage: Eukaryota; Metazoa; Arthropoda; Insecta; Coleoptera; Curculionidae
Exons: 3
Coding region: 119-571 (150 amino acids)
Biological process (GO): positive regulation of voltage-gated potassium channel activity; regulation of synaptic transmission, cholinergic; sleep
Source: RefSeq, a predicted model, not a curated record